AUGUUCCAGGACAUUAGCUUCAAACAAACCUUGGACAACACCAGCAUCAAUACCCCCGUACCUUUGAGCAGCAUCGCCCGCGGGGCUGGGCCUUCGCACUUCCCUCCUUCCCUCCCCGGAAAACACCAAGAAACUCCCGCCUCCCCGCGGAAGGCGGGAGAAGCGCGGGCUUGCCCCGCGCCCCUCCCCCCGGAGGGGCCCAACCGACCUCUCCGCAGGCCAGCGCGGUGCACCCCUCACCCUGAGAGUGACCCCCCACACCCACACCGCCAGCCCGACGGGUGGGUCAUCCUCUCCCCCACCUGCAAGCAGGGUGAGGGGCAUCUACCGCCAACCGACGUGGAGGUGGGGCGCAGGGACACUCCCCCUCCCGCCGCCAUCACCUCAGGAACGACAACGAGCCUUUUCCCAGAAAGGCGAAGGCCUCCCAACCCUUCAACCGGGGUGGGCGGUCAUGUACUGACCCCAGGAGAAGCAACAGGCGCCCCCAUCCCCCUCCCAGCCGGGAACGCUGACCCCCUCAACCCUCCAGCUCUUCACCUCCGGAAGCGGGGCCGAAACCUGUGCGAGCGACUGCGCCUCACUCCGCCCCCUGCGCCAUUUUAUCGCCCCCUCCCCGACCUCCCCCACCCCUACCAGCCGGCCCAGCGCAAGGGGGAGGGCAAACAGGCAGUGAUUGGCAGGAAACCGUCCCGCCCCUCAGGGGGGUGUGCCCCGCGCAGCCGCGGCGGCCCCGCCCCCGUACCGCCUAUCCACCCUACUGGCUCCGCCCCUUUUCGUCUCAUCGACCUGCUCGACUCUCAGCUGCUCCUGACUCUUCCCUGGCCGCUCUCAGGUGAAGGGUCCAGGCUGAGCAAGCCGAGCGACGAGCUCAGCUGA
Molecule: messenger RNA, 879 nt
Organism: Suricata suricatta (meerkat)
Lineage: Eukaryota; Metazoa; Chordata; Mammalia; Carnivora; Herpestidae
Product: splicing factor, proline- and glutamine-rich-like
Exons: 3
Coding region: 1-879 (292 amino acids)
Source: RefSeq, a predicted model, not a curated record